AUGUUUUUUAUUGCUUUAUAUGUUCUGUUUUUAGAAUAUUGUGUAGCGCAGUUUGGUCCGAUAAAGAAAAGUGUAUGGAACAGAGCAAUGACAAAUGUUGGUGCAAAAAGCCGCCAGUUAGUUAGAGUAGAAAUACAGAAAACACUUGCUAAAAAAGCAGCAGCGUUAUUGGAAAAAACAGAACAGCAAGAAAACAACGAUGAAUGGCAAACCAACGAUCAAAAUCACAAAACGGCAAAAAUAUCACUGGCUGAUGAAGCAGCAGCUGAUCAUCGUUAUCAACAACAACAAAAAGACUAUAACAACACUCAACCAGAGACGCCAAUGAAUAAAGAAAACGAAAAUUCAUUAAUAUUGCCGUCACCAUCAGUAUUGCACUCAACGCCAAAAGCUCUCUGUCGUGCAACAGCACCAUUAAUUCCAAAACAAUUAUCACCAGUUGCGGAUAUACAAACGAUAUUCUCUCCAAAACCGCCGCUCAAAUCCUCAUCACACCUAUCGACAACAACCGAUUAUGUUCGAUCGUAUGUUAAAUUAGCUGGAAAAAAUGCAAAUGUAUUUAGUUCAUCGGAAAUUGAUGAAAAUGAAGAGCACUGUUUAUCUGGAUUACCAAAACGUGCGUCGGAAUCACCUUCACCUGCCGCUACGAUAAGGAAGAAACAAAAAACGAUGAAACAGAAAAAGAUGAAUUAUGAAACCGAUGACGAAAAAAAUUUAUUUGAUGCUAUAGAUGAACUUUUAUUUGAUGAAAGCGAAUAA
This is a messenger RNA of Didymodactylos carnosus, 759 nucleotides long. NCBI's taxonomy places the organism in Eukaryota, Metazoa, Rotifera, Eurotatoria, Philodinida, Philodinidae. The record is from the annotation of a GenBank genome assembly.